Acaromyces ingoldii is the source of this 324-nucleotide messenger RNA. RefSeq names its product cytochrome b5. Gene Ontology annotation, molecular function: heme binding. The transcript has 4 exons. The coding region runs from base 1 to 324 and encodes 107 amino acids. Gene Ontology annotation, cellular component: endoplasmic reticulum membrane; intracellular membrane-bounded organelle. Lineage: Eukaryota; Fungi; Basidiomycota; Exobasidiomycetes; Exobasidiales; Cryptobasidiaceae. The record is from RefSeq and is a predicted model, not a curated record.
AUGUCUGAGAAGAAGGUGACCAUGGAGCAGCUCGGCGAGCACAAGUCCAACGGCGACCUCUGGCUCCUCGUCGAUGGCAAGGUCUACGACGUCAGCAAAUUCGCAGAUGAGCACCCGGGUGGCGACGAGGUGCUGCUUUCCGAGGCUGGAAAGGACGCGACGGAGUCCUUUGAGGACGUGGGCCACUCGGACGAUGCGCGUGCCCUCCUGCCCGGCAUGCUCGUCGGCGAGAUCGAAGGUGGCGCUGCCGUGAAGAGCCCCAUCUUCAUGUUCAUCCCCCUCCUCCUCCUCGGCGCCUGGAUCGCUUACCGCGCCAUGAACUAG